Messenger RNA from Lasiosphaeria miniovina, 465 nucleotides. RefSeq lists its product as uncharacterized. Gene Ontology annotation, cellular component: membrane. The annotation marks the transcript as partial. Lineage: Eukaryota; Fungi; Ascomycota; Sordariomycetes; Sordariales; Lasiosphaeriaceae. The transcript has 2 exons. The record is from RefSeq and is a predicted model, not a curated record.
GGCACGGCGUCUCGCGGCCUGUCUGUCUUCCUCCGCCUCGGCGAGCUGACAUGUGCCGCCAUCGUUGUCGGUGUUGUUGGCCGGCUCUUCUACCUGAUUGACCAGGGCGGCUCUAUCGAUCCCAAUCCGAGACUAGUCUAUACGAUGGCUGUUGCCGGGCUGACCAUUCUGUUCUCGCUUUUCUUCAUGCCACCGCUGGCCUAUGCCUUUUGGGCUUUCCCCGUCGACUUCUUUUUCUUCGUGGCCUGGCUGGCUGCCUUUAUUGCUCUCGAGAUACUGAGUGGGUAUGGCGCCUGCGAUGGGUGGUGGUUCAACAAUUACUGGGGGUAUUAUUGGGGAAGAUGGUACACGGUGGGCCCUGCCGGCAUCAAUGUGAACUGGACAGGCUGCGGAUCUUGGCGAACGGUCCUGGCCUUUUCGUUUGUUGCUUGUUUUCUUCACCUCCUCAGUUUCUUCCUGGCGAGU